Rhinolophus ferrumequinum (greater horseshoe bat) is the source of this 1919-nucleotide messenger RNA. It is a transcript of the gene HSD17B2, whose product is annotated as hydroxysteroid 17-beta dehydrogenase 2. The record is from RefSeq and is a predicted model, not a curated record. NCBI's taxonomy places the organism in Eukaryota, Metazoa, Chordata, Mammalia, Chiroptera, Rhinolophidae. The transcript has 5 exons. Bases 1 to 1179 code for a protein of 392 amino acids. Gene Ontology annotation, molecular function: oxidoreductase activity.
AUGAGCACUGUCUUCUCUGAGACAGCAUGGCUCUGCCUGGCUGUCACAGCAGCGCUGGGAGGACUGGUUCUUUACAAAUUCAAGAAGAGGCCAGGGCAGGUGGGGAGAACGGUGUUCUGCCUGGCAGGCUUCUGUGGCGGGGCUUACCUGCUCAGCCUGUCCCUCUUCUGGGGCUUGAUUCUCUUCUCCUUGUCAUGUUUUCUCGUGUAUGUUUACUUAUCUGGUCAAGAAUUGUUACCUGUGGAUCAAAAGGCAGUGCUAAUCACAGGUGGCGAUUCCGGGAUUGGCCAUGCUUUGUCCAAGUAUCUGGACGAGCUGGGCUUCACAGUGUUUGCCGGAGUUCUGAAUGAAAAGGGAUCAGGAGCAGAAGAAUUGCGAAGAACUUGCUCCACGCGCCUCUCUGUGCUGCAGAUGGACAUCACGGACCCCCAGCAGAUAAAAGAUGCAUACAGCAAAGUGGUGCAAAAGGUGCAGAACAGAGGACUGUGGGCUGUGGUCAACAAUGCUGGGAUCCUUGGCUUACCUGCUGAUGGGGAGCUCAUUCCCAUGAGAGAAUACAAACGAUGCAUGGCGGUGAACUUCUUCGGGGCCGUGGAAGUCACAAAGGCAUUUUUGCCUCUUCUUAGGAAAUCCAAGGGGAGGCUGGUGAAUAUCAGCAGCAUGGCGGGAGGGGUCCCAAUGGUAAAGCUGGCAGCCUAUGGCUCAUCCAAAGCGGCUCUGACGAUGUUUUCAGCGGUCAUGAGACAAGAGCUUUCUAAAUGGGGAGUUAAAGUCUCUGUCAUCCAGCCUGGAGGCUUCAGAACAAAUAUCGUAGGCUCCAGUGAAAUGUGGGACAAGCUGGAGAAGGACAUCCUGGACCACCUCACCCCUGACGUGCUGGAGGACUACGGCCAGGACUAUAUCCUUGAGCAACGGAACUUCGUCAGCCUGACGCAGAAGUAUGCCAAUCCCGAUGUGUGCCCCGUGCUCCUGGAUGUCCGGCACGCCAUCUCUGCGAAGAGGCCCUUUGCCUUUUACACGCCGGGUUCAGGCACUUACCUGUGGCUCUGCUUCGUUUCCUAUUGCCCGACUGGCAUAGUUGAUUAUUUUAGCAAGAAAAUGUAUAGAAGAAAACUCUGCUUUGAAAGUAGCCUGCCGAGAGCACUAAGCGUGCCUCCAUGGAAGAAGAAGGCCACGUAGGCAAAUAAGUGGGGAAUGCUAUAGUUUUGGAAUGAAAGGGAAACCUGAGCUUCUCAUUGAAUUUGUGGUGUCCUGCCUUGCAUUUCUUGUGAACUCUGUUGGGACCUAGCGGUGAGAAGACUGGAGGGUAGAAAUGACCACCAUGGAGAGCUUUGAUUGAGUUCCUACUCUGCAUCAGAUACAUUUUAGAUAUUCUCUCAUCUAGUUCUCAUCCGAGAAUCAAGGUAGGUGUCGUCACCCCUACCUAAUGGGUAAGGGAAUUAAGGAUCAGAGAAGUUAAGUUCCUAGUUCACUGCCACACAGCUAGCAGAAGGCAGAGCUAGAACAGAAAUCCAGGUUGGACUCCAUUGCCUGCCAAGAGAGAAGGGCGUGAAAGAGAGAUGAAGAGAAAAAAAUGAAAGAAGGAAGGGAGAAGAGGAGGAGAAAAUGGCAAGGACCACAAUCAAAUGGACUCUUUCUAACUGUGCACUGAUGUCCUGACAUAACAACUGCAUCCAAGGUAUUGGAUGUAGUGUAUGUAAUCAGCACUCUGUGUACCUCCUCUCCCUUCCUCUACCGACCAGGAGUCCUGGAGAUAAUAGGAUUAGGUCUCUCAUCUCAAGAAAGUUCUCAAAGGCCUUUUGGCAGACCCAGGGAAUGUCAAAUGACAGGAAAUGUCGAAUGACUGGCUGGUUUGGUAUCCAUAGUAACCACCCCUAUCACCUCCAUGAUAAGCAUCCCAGGAUGGAAAGCCAGCCUCC